AUGUGCUGGGCCCUAGCCCCUGCCCCAGCUAUGGCUCCUGGGGCUCCCUCAUCCAUCCCCAGCCCUCUCCUGGCUGUGCUGCUCUUCUCUUCUUUGGUGCUGUCCCCGGUCCAGGCGAUUGUGGUUUACACGGACAGGGAGGUUUAUGGUGCUGUGGGCUCCCGGGUGACCCUGCACUGCUCCUUCUGGUCCAGUGAGUGGGUCUCAGAUGAUAUCUCCUUCACCUGGCGCUACCAGCCUGAGGGCGGCCGAGAUGCCAUUUCGAUCUUCCACUAUGCCAAGGGACAACCCUAUAUCGAUGAGGUGGGAACCUUCAAAGAGCGCAUCCAGUGGGUAGGGGACCCUCGCUGGAAGGAUGGCUCCAUUGUCAUACACAACCUAGACUACAGUGACAACGGCACUUUCACUUGUGAUGUCAAAAACCCACCAGACAUAGUGGGCAAGACCUCUCAGGUCACGCUCUAUGUCUUUGAAAAAGUGCCAACCAGGUACGGGGUGGUGCUGGGAGCCGUGAUCGGGGGAGUCCUCGGGGCGGUGCUGUUGCUGCUGCUGCUUUUCUACCUGGUUCGGUACUGCUGGCUACGCAGGCAGGCGGCCCUGCAGAGGCGGCUCAGCGCCAUGGAGAAAGGGAAAUUGCACAAGCCUGCGAAAGACACAACGAAGCGCGGGCGGCAGACGCCAGUGCUGUACGCCAUGCUGGACCACAGCAGAAGCACCAAAGCUGCCAGUGAGAAGAAGUCCAAGGGGCUGGGGGAGUCUCGCAAGGAUAAGAAAUAG
This is a messenger RNA of Cynocephalus volans (Philippine flying lemur), 777 nucleotides long. It is a transcript of the gene MPZ, whose product is annotated as myelin protein zero. Gene Ontology annotation, cellular component: plasma membrane. The transcript has 6 exons. The coding region runs from base 1 to 777 and encodes 258 amino acids. NCBI's taxonomy places the organism in Eukaryota, Metazoa, Chordata, Mammalia, Dermoptera, Cynocephalidae. Gene Ontology annotation, biological process: myelination. The record is from RefSeq and is a predicted model, not a curated record.